Messenger RNA from Bacillus rossius redtenbacheri, 12278 nucleotides. It is a transcript of the gene Smurf, whose product is annotated as E3 ubiquitin-protein ligase SMURF1. NCBI's taxonomy places the organism in Eukaryota, Metazoa, Arthropoda, Insecta, Phasmatodea, Bacillidae. The record is from RefSeq and is a predicted model, not a curated record. Bases 525 to 3098 code for a protein of 857 amino acids. Gene Ontology annotation, cellular component: cytoplasm. Gene Ontology annotation, molecular function: ubiquitin protein ligase activity; protein binding. The transcript is spliced from 15 exons. Gene Ontology annotation, biological process: proteasome-mediated ubiquitin-dependent protein catabolic process; protein polyubiquitination; negative regulation of BMP signaling pathway.
AGUUUCCCAUUGUCUACCAAUGCUCUGCCGACUAGAUACAUUUGCCCAACUUCGAUUAUUACUUUUUGCGUUCAAUCAAUUUCUACUAUAGUACUACAUAAUCUUAUUCAUAAUUAUCACUUAUGAAGACUGAAUUUUAUCAAAAAGAAUAAAUAAACAAAUUUGUUUAUUAAUAUUGUAACGAAAUUACUGCCGUUUACUACUGUGUAUUUAUUUUUAAUGCAUUGGCUCCCUAGGCAGCCCCUACAUUUUCAAUGGUUUGUGUAUAGUUUUGCGGUGUCCACUUUUGGUUUAAUGUCCUUCCUCCAUGAUGUUUCUGCUGGAGUAUUAUUUUUGUGUUUUUCUGUAACAACAAAAGAUUAUGUGUAUAAAAUAAAUUGCUCUUAAAUAGUGGAACUUCGUUUGUAUUGCGAUUAAGUUUUGAAUAUGUAGUGCCUAUGGUAAUGUGGAAUCAACUCGUGUUUAGGAAUACUAAUUUCGGUUAUAAUUUGCGAAUGUGUUAGCUACUAAAUGUUCUUUAAACGAUGUCAAACCCAGGAGGUAGCAGGAGAAAUGGGGCCAUGAAAAUACGCCUAACAAUUCUGUGUGCCAGGAAUUUGGUGAGGAAGGAAUUAUUUAGGCUGCCCGAUCCGUUUGCCAAGAUCAGUGUGGAUGGGUCGGGCCAGUGCCACAGCACAGAGACCUGCAAAGCUACUCUGGACCCCAAGUGGAACCAACAUUAUGAUCUGUACAUUGGUAAAACAGAUGGCAUCACAAUCAGUGUGUGGAAUCACAAGAAAGUGCACAAGAAACAAGGUGGAGGCUUCCUGGGCUGUGUUAGAAUCAUGUCCAACACCAUUCAGCGACUAAAAGAUACUGGCUACCAGCGGCUGGACCUGUGCAAGGCCAGCCCCGACGACCCGGAGCCGGUGAAGGGGCAGAUCAUUGUGUCGCUGCUGUCGCGCGACGGCCACGGCGGGGCGGCGGGCGGGGGCCACAACGCCGUGGUGGACCCCCUGGGCGACCUCAGCUGCCCCGAGGACCUGCCGGAGGGCUGGGAGGAGCGGAGGAACGCCGCGGGGAGGCUCUACUACGUCAACCACCACACGCGCACCACCCAGUGGGUGCGGCCCAACAGCAGGCUGCACUACAAUGGCAUCAUACCCACGCACAGUCCGCCAUCAAGCUCCGGCGUGACGCUGCCGCCGCCCAACGUCCAGAACGGCCACGAAUCUCCCGUUGGAGGCACGUCGUCUCCUCCCGAUGCCCAAACCACGCGAGACGCCAACCACUCCAUCUCGAGGAAUCGCCGGAACUCCCGCGUCCAGGACGAGCCGGCGCCGGGCAGCGGCGGCCGCAGGGACAGCGCGGGCAACCAGGCGUCCUCGCGCAGGCACUCGGCACGGCAGCUGCGCGGGUCGCUGAGCGGGGGAGUGGGUAGCCGCCCGGCCCAGCUGAUGCAGCCCGGGGACCUGCCCCCCGGCUACGAGCUUCGUACCACGCAGCAGGGCCAGGUCUAUUUCUAUCACAUCCCCAGCGGGGUGAGCACGUGGCACGACCCCCGCAUACCGCGAGACCUCGCCGUGGCGUCGAGCAGCAUCCUCUCAGACCUCGGGCCGCUGCCUCCUGGCUGGGAGAUGAGGCAGACCAUCUCGGGCCGGAUAUACUUCGUCGACCACAACAACCGCACCACGCAGUUCACGGAUCCACGACUUUCCGGGACAGUCAUCUCGAACCUGAUCAGCCGGAAGCAGAUUCCUGCGCCGGCCCCCACCGCCCAGAGGGGCCGGGAGCCGGCGGGAGGGGGCGAGGUUGCCGCGACCAGCCCUUCCUCCUCGUCGCCGUCGUCCAGCUCCGCGACCAGCCCGUCGUCAGGCGGGGAGGGAGGGGAGGGGCGGCCCCGGCCGGUGGUGCGCACCGCGGAGCUGCCCCGGGACCUGCAGGACAGCGAGUCGCUGCCCAAGUACCGGCGGGACCUGGUGGCCAAGCAGCGGGUGCUUCGCGCCGAGCUGCAGGCCCUGCAGCCCCAGAGCGGCCACUGCCGCCUCGAGGUGUCCCGCACCGAGAUCUUCGAGGAGUCAUAUCGCUUGGUGAUGAAGAUGCGGCCCAAGGACAUGCGCAAAAGGCUGAUGGUGAAGUUUCGUGGGGAAGAGGGUCUAGACUACGGUGGGGUGGCUCGAGAAUGGCUGUACCUGCUGUCUCACGAGAUGCUCAACCCACAGUACGGCUUGUUCCAGUACUCGCGGGAGGACAACUAUACCUUGCAGAUCAAUGCAGACAGCAACGUCAACCCAGAGCAUUUGUCGUACUUCCACUUCGUGGGUCGCAUCAUCGGCAUUGCUGUUUUCCACGGCCACUACAUCGACGGUGGCUUCACUACGCCCUUCUACAAAAUGUUGCUAAACAAGCCCAUCACCCUCGAGGACAUCGAAGGCGUUGAUCCUGAUCUGCAUAGGAGCCUUACCUGGAUGUUGGAAAAUGAUAUUACUGGAGUCAUAGAAACUACUUUCUCAGUAGAACACAAUAGUUUUGGAGUCCUGAAAGUCCACGAGUUGAAGUCCGGUGGAAGGGAAAUCUUGGUGACUGAGGAAAAUAAGAGAGAAUACGUUAAGUUGUACGUGAACUACCGGUUCAUGCGUGGUAUAGAGCAACAGUUCCUAGCCCUGCAGAAGGGCUUCACAGAGUUGGUGCCUAACCAGCUUCUGAGACCUUUCGACGAGCGGGAGAUUGAGCUGGUGAUUGGUGGGUUGGGCUCCAUUGAUAUCACGGAUUGGCAGAACAACACCAGGCUGAAGCACUGCACGCCCGACACGCCCGUGGUGAAGUGGUUCUGGCAGAUAAUGGAGGAGUACGGGGAGGAGAUGAGAGCUCGCGUGCUGCAGUUCGUGACCGGCAGCUCCCGAGUUCCGCUCCAGGGCUUCAAGGCUUUGCAGGGAUCGACAGGAGCGGCGGGCCCGCGGCUGUUCACCAUCCAUGUGAUCGAUGUGCCGGUCGAGAACUUGCCGAAGGCCCACACCUGCUUCAACAGGAUAGACAUCCCGCCGUACGAAAGUUACCAGAAGAUGUACGAGAAGCUGACUCAAGCCGUGGAGGAGACGUGCGGCUUCGCCGUCGAGUGAUGUCCGUCUGUGAUAAUGAGGUGUUAAUAAUACUCUCCCGUGUGCCUGCCGUUGGCACAGUCGAGCGCCAGAAAAACGCUGAGCACCAGAUAAAAUGCUGAGCUUGGAGCAGGAGCACAAUUCAACUAAGCAGCAGCCCUGCAUUUAUUUUUUGCACUAACAUCUUUUACUUGCAUUUUUUUUUCCCCCUCAGUCAAUGACAGUUUACUUGUUGACUAUAUCUGAUAAUUUUUUUUUUCUAUAUAAUUGCUUGAGAGAAAAGAUGCAAAGAACUGGUUGCAUGCUAAUUACAUUAGAACCCUCUUAAGAAGAUCCCACUUAAAAAAAUUCCCUGCAUAAUUGGUUUAGUUAAAUAAAUGAACAACCUAUAAAUACUUACAUUUUUUAGCUUUUAAUGAGUCUAAAAUUUCUAUAUACAUUGAGAAUUUUUGUGACAGAAAUGUACUGUACCUUUAAUAAUUGCAUUUAGUGUAAAAGAAUGAUACUUGACACUAUUGUGUGGAAAUAUUUCUAAAAAAAACAGGUUUUGAUAAUCUUGCUAAUUACAUCAAUUUAUAGGGAUUUCCGUCACACUGUCAUCGACGUGAGGGGACCUCCAAGAUUAUAGUGGCUCCAAACGUCUUGGGUUUAGACUAUGUACUCAUAAAUUUGGCUUAUGCCAAAGAGUUGGGAUCGUAUCCACUGCCUUUGUAUCGUUAGUGUGAUGCAUUAGCGGUCAUAGUUACAGAGGACCCUCUUGCCUGGUACGUCAUCUUGCUGCAUCAGCUUGUGGUGCAUAUUAAUGCAGUGAUGUAAAACCUGGUUCUAUUUGGUACAUAAUGCAUGAUUGAGAUCAUGUACUAAUUACUUUUAAACUUGCCCAACUAUGUUUUAAGUAGGCCUGUACGAAUACCAGUUUUUUUUAUUUUAUUUUUUUUAUUUUAGUUUGAAUCAAAUAUGAAUACAAAAUCAUUCCCAAAUACAAAUAUUGAAAUUGAAUAGUAAAAGUGGAAAGUGGAAUUGCAUGAAAAAAUAUUUUCACAUUAUUUAACACAUACGUGGGGAAAGAACAAUGUAAAUAUGAAGUGUAGUGUCUUCUGGGAACUUACACAAUUGAUACUGAAGUGAAAGGUGGGUUAAAAUUAAGUCCGCUACCAAAAUUAUACAUCACAUAUUUGUUAAAAUAUAAAACUAUUUGAAGGGGGAAAAAGAGUUUGUAUGCAGCUGACCUAACCUAAUCAACCUUUCACUUCAGUUUUUGAUUGCCAAAAUGCCUACAUCCAGCUUCUCUUUAAUAUUAAUCCAUAAAAUAUUUAUGAACUACAAAAUACAUACUACCAAAUCCUAUCCAUCUUACGAAAAAUAUAUUUUUUUUAUUGUGAAUUUGCAAAAUAGUGAUUUAGUGAGUUAAUUUUUACAUAUUUAAAAUUCAGUUAUUCAUUAACUGUUGUUAACAGCAUCCAGGUAGUAUAUUAUUUGUUACCAGUAUUUACAUUUGCUUUAUUUAGCUUUUGAGGCGAAACAUCUCAUCAUAGAUACAUUAUAGCAUAAAAGCUUGCCAUUGUGGUACGUGAGGGUAAAUAGAUUGUGACUAUUAAUUUAUAAGCUUUUGUAACUAUCUGGUUCUCUCUUGUAAUGGUCAUUACAAAGGAGUGUCUGUGUUGUGUUUUGUAGUCCAUAAUUUUUCACCAUGUAACUAUAGCGGAUCAUCAAUGAAUUAUUUUUACCUCCACAUCGCGUGAACACAUGCUGCAAAGAAAUUAUGUUUUCAAGAUGAAGAAUACACAUCACUUGUAUGUGCAUUAUCUGCCCUUCUGCCUUAAGUGCAUCAGCUGUCCUUGUGCCUUCUCCGAGGUGAUAGUACAGUUGCACACUCCUGACUCGCAGUACCAAACCACUAUAACAUUGAAGGUCCCAUCAUCUGAAGCUUGCAGUGCGUCACAGAAAUACCAACAGUUGUAACCAGCAAUCUGAAUCUCUGGUGUUCACGGGGCUAGAUUUAGAGACCAACAAGAGUUGACACAGUGGCUUAGCAAACAAAAAAAAAAACUUUGCUUUUUUUAUUUAGUUUAUAGGAUAGUUUAUUUAUUUUACAAAAUAGACAAGCAGAAGUAGAAAAUAAUAGGAAACCAUCAACUAUAAUUUUUUACACACUAUUUUUAAAUUUAUAAUUACUACUACAAAAUGAUUUGGCCAUGUAAUGUGUACCAUAUUUCGCCCCCUCCAAAGUUGAGACCCUUGGCAGCUGCCUAUUUUUCGCAGGCUUAAGUUUCAAUAUUUUCCGCAGACUUAAGUUUGCCACUGGGAGUUUAUUGUAAUUUUACACAUCUAAAUUGUGUGCUCGCAAAAUACUGUCGCUGUUAAAUUGUUGGUAUCAAUGUCAAUUGAAGCUGAAACCGGCAGGUAUAUUUGCACCCUGCAUAUCUGGGGAACAUACGGUGUGCAGAGUUUUAAAAGAAACCACUCAAUUUUAACUGCUCAAGAUAUCAGAGUGGUGUCUAUUUAUGAAAAGCAUUUAAGAAUAUGCUGUGGGUGGAUGAAUGGUUCUGUUUUUUUUCUAUUUUGUUUUUAAAUUGUAUUUUUAUAAGAAUGUAAAGGGCUGAAACUCGUGUGCUCAGAAUAAUUUUUGGACAUUAAGCACGCGGUACAUAUUCUUGAAAGCUAUCAAGGGUAUUGCAACACACCUUUAUCUAUAUCUCUCCACCAUAUAAUGUUAUGGUUACCGCUCAUUUGCACGACAAGAAGACUAUGCAACAGUUCAGAGCCUUGUACUUGUUGGCGAUACUGCGGUAGAAGCACCAGCGAGCGUUGCACUUAUCCUGCCUCACUAAGACAGAUACACCCCUGACUGGGCGGGGGCCCCUUCAUUUAGCUCUAUUGCAAACACUUUAUCGUGAGGAAUUUAAUGAGAGUUAAACAGAACUAGACACUGAAAAUGUAACAAAGAAAAUUACUCAAAGCUGCAAGUGUAAUUUUUUUUAAGUAUUAAAACUAACUUAUUAUUUUUACUCAAACUAUUCAAACUGAUCAUCAUCAGUAUACAUUUUGCCUUGCUUCUGCUCCAUGGUGACUCUUAAUACAAUACAAAGCAUUGUGUGUGUGUGUGUGUGUGUGUGUGUGGACUGUUGUCCUAGGAUCUUCCAAUGCAAUGUUGAUAUGAAACAUAGUUAUGCAACUGUAAUAAGUGUACGUUAAGUUUACGUAAGUUAUAUAACUGAGGUUGAAUAAUAGAGAUUUAAUAUUUGUUCUUGUUAUGAUUUUGUAUAAAAAAAAAGAAAUGUGUAGGAUAGAAAUACAUUUUUGUAACUACCUUGUCAAAUUCACCUUUCAACUAGAACAAUAUUUGAAAUGCACAAGGCAAGCACAAUUUCAUGUACAUAGUUUGUAUAAUUGUAUAUUUUGUAUGUUGCUUAUUGUACUGUAAAUAUAAUACGUACUGUAAUAACUGAUAAUCUUUAUAACUUCACUGCCAUGUGGUGAUUGUUUCUGUUUUUAACAUGAUGUAAGAAAUGUUCCCAAUGUGUAAUACUCUUGUGAUUGGCUGCCAUUUAUUCUACAAUAAUAGUUCAAGUGGCGUGAAAUUUGAUCGGUUCAGUGUUCUGUAAUGAGAUGCAUUGAAAUUUUUAUUUCCCUUGCGAAUGUGUUGGAGUUGCUGAUAGCAACUUAGUAGUGACGUGUAACAAAGAUAUUUUUUAUUUUUUUUGUAUUUGUGCAGCUAAGCAAAAUGUUAUGAAAUGGCUGUUUUAAACAGUUUAUCUAAAAAAAAAUUACUAAAAACUUUAAUUUUAUGUACAUGUCGUGUGUAGGGUAAAAAGGAUAUCAGGAAUUGGUAUUUCAUGGAAUGUUCAGAUCUAUUCAAGUAACAACUUUAGGGAAGGAACCUAAAUAUGCCAUAUUUGUUUCAAAUGAUUGUACCGUUCAUGCCAGAAGAAUUUUUUAUAAUUUAAUAUUGGAAUUUUGCCUUUGAUUAGGCAUCAAUAAAUUUACAAAGCUGGUAACAUAGUGUCUAUUGCCAGUAUUAUUACAGUUGUGUAGUCAUUUAGAAAAUUACUCAAACUGAAUGCCAUGACUUAACAGGGGAAUAUUUUUGUAGCAGUCGGUUGCUAUUUGAUUUCAGGCUUUCCGUUAAAUUGUACACAACGCUUUAGCAAAGCCAAAUUUGUGAAUCAAACAAUACAAAAUUGCUGUGGCCUAAAAUCUGUUGAAAUUAAGAUGCUAAUGUUCUGUUCCUAUCUCUCCCCCUGAAGUAUAUAUUGUUAUCAAAGCUAUUGCUGCAAUAGUACUAUUAUUUUUCUGAUGUUUUCUGCUGUAAAUUGUAUUAUUUUUCUAUGCUUGUGUACUUUUAUCAUAGGUAUAUUUAUUUACUUGCAAACCUGGUAAAUGGUAGUGUAGUUAUAGUUACAUACAUUUUUAAGUGCAUGUAAUAUAAAUUAUUUUUUUUUAUCUUGCACAAUCACACUAGUAACAUUUAAUUUUUUUUUAUUUAAACUUUUUUUUAGAAGCAUUGACAUACACACACACAUUAUCAUGUCUUGAGAUAAUAUUGGUUUGUCAUAUAUUGUUUUGUCAUGCAAUAACAACUGAAAUUUUUUUAGUUUCAUGUUUGCAACGUGCAGAUUGAUGUAUUACUUUGUGCAUACAUCAUGAUGAUUUUGAAAAUGGUUUUUCCAGAAUUUGGGGGAAACUAAAACUUUCGAAAUGAUUCUACAUAGGCCUGUGAAAAUACUUGUUUUUUGAUGCGAAGCAAACAUAAUAUUGAAUGUUUUAAAUAAUGUGAAUAUUGUUCUCGGCGAAGCUGGAUUAUCUUAUUUUAUAAAAUGCAAGAAUGAACUAAAAAAAAUUUUUUUGUUAAAUGUUUGUACUUAACAUUUGAACUAAUUAAGUGAACAUUAUUGAUUAACCAUUUGGACCCUAUAUAUAAAUUCAUUCAUAAAAAUAAUGUAAUAACAAUGCAUUAAUAUUAAUAUUGAGUAUCCAUAAAAGCAAAUGGAGCGCCUUAUUUUUUUUUUUAAGUAACCAACUUUAUUCAAAACUGCAUCACUAUUUAAUGCCUUUGUUAGGAAAUGUAUAAUUUUUACAGCACAAAGUAGAAGAUGACUAGUUGUUUGUUAGUCAGUUAUAAUGCUUAACUUCACUUCCAAGCACAAAUUUCUUUAGUAAUCAUUUUAUAAAGUUCUCAAGUCAGCCCCUCGAAGUAACACCCUUCAAUUAGAGCAGUUUUGAAGUAAUGACUUACACUGUUAUAUUGUGCAGUCGUAAAAUUUAAAGAACGCUUGCUUAUGUCCGUGUCAUUUUCCCACUUCAGUGAAAGAGAGGCAGAGUUUAUUAUUCCAUCUCCUGUUGCAAUAUUGUAUGCGUAAAGACACCCCAUAAGACUCCCUCAGCUGUGGCCAGUAUUAUUAUUAUAACAUCCCACAAAUCAGCACCCAAGUAUUUAAUGUAUUGGUUGGCUACAAAAGGUUAUUAUUAUAUUUAUGUACUUUGAGAUACAGUUCAUGUGUAUUCAGAACUUACAUUGUUUAGACAUUUGUUGGUGAUCUGUUUGGGAGAAAAAAAUUCAAGAUAAAACUGGAAUAACAAUAGCAUGUUUAGUGUGUCUUGACACAUUGUUUGUCACAUAUUUUGUCCUUCAUGUAGCUAGCCAAGCCAUGUACAACACAACUUCAUCCAUCUAUUAAAACAUAUUUUUGAAUUUGUGCAGCCAACAAGCCUGGCUUAAAAGCCUAAAUAUCAUAAAAGAAUCUUUUAUUUUGUUCUUGAUGUAGUUUGUUUUUUAGUUGGUUUUCUCAUUUGUAAUGUAUUAGCAAGUGCUCUGAAAAUUCAGUAGUGAAUUUUUUGGCAAUGAGUUUUAACAGCCGCAUUGUUUUGCAAAAUGUUAACACGGUACAGUUGAACGAACAAACACUAACUCCAUGAGCUUGUAUUCCAAAAACAACUGCCACAACAUACCAUAGAAAUAAUCCAUCCAUCCGUCUGUCAAAAGAAUAAGUAUACUAUACUUUUGGCGUAAGGAGGAAUGGAUUUUUACAGGCUGUAUGAUUGGCUUCAGGUCAUGUGAUGAAAGAUUGACAGACGGACAGAGGCGAUAGGCAAUUGUUAGUCCAGCUUACAAUUACAAAAAAAAAAAGUGGACUGUGUUGUGGCAUACCUUGAGGUUUAGAAAGUUUUGAAAUUAUUUGUGUUCAGAAAAUCUCUAAUUGUGAUUCAGAUGUUUGGGAACACAUAUUUGUGUGUCUGAUUCCUGUCUUAUGUUGGCUUUUCAGCAUAAACAUUAAUUUGAAUUAAAAAAAAAAAAAAAAAAAAUUUCAUGCUCAUAAAACAAAUAAUUAUAAUGGUGAAAACAGGUUUGAGUAUAAGUUUUUUGUAAUAGCAUUUAAUUUUUUUUGGAACCAAUCCGAUUGUUUCUUCAAGGGGCUGUUGUAACUAUGGUACCUGUUUUGUAAUUUAUUUGUACUGUAGUUUCUUCCAUAAACUUACACUGGUAUAUGUUUUAUUUAACAGAAAGAUCUAUACUAUAUUGUUCCUGUUUUCACGCAUACUGCUUGUAUUUGCAAAUUACAGCAUGCUUGUGGAACAACAACCAAUUUUCUCUUUUACUGCAAUGUGGAGAAUUAGUAACUGUGAUAAAUAUUAUUAUCUUGGUGAUAUGGUAUAGAGAAAAAAUUCUGAAAAAAAUAAAAUGAAAUUUUGUGUAACCAUAACGAGACUUUAGGAUAUGUAUGUAAGUAGUACGUACAGUAUGCAUGAGUUUUUCUGAUAGAAGUGCAAUCUUAGUGUAAUUUUGAGUGUAUAUAUUGUAAUUAAUAGCUUCCACAAGGAGAUAAAAAUUGUGUUUUUUUUAAUUAGGCUUAUUUCUUUUAAAGUAUUUUACUAUUUUUAUGUGUUUAACUUUGAUGUAACUUCUGUUCUGCACUUAAAAACAUAGCUUAAAUUUCUGUAUUAUUUUGUUACAUUUUAUAAACUCUCCUAUUUUUAAUAAUUACUGUUGAAUGAAUUUAGGUUUGCUUGCUGAAUUUGCUACAUAUUUUUUAAACUGUGUUGGAAAUUUUUGUUGAGGUUAUUUUCUUAUUUCACCCAUUUAUAUUCAUAAUCUCGCUGUCAAAACAUCUGAACAUUGAUAUCAAGACUUAACUAGAUUUUAAAAAAAGUCAUUACGAAAGCAAUUUUACAUCUAUAUUAAAAUUUCAUUCAAAAAUUAUUUUUAAAAAGUUUUCUUUAAUAUAUUGUGGGUUGUUCCUAAAAUAUGUGAUUAUGAAUCCCAUUUUGACUCAUAUUUGAGAUUCAGUUCUUUGAGUUUGAUUCCAUCAUAUUUCAAACUUUACAAAAUAAUACUUAUCUUAAUACUUAUGUACUUUUAAUUUUUUUUUUACUUGGAUACAAAAACCUUUGUUAUUUACAAAUGAAAUAAUUUAUGUUUAUUGAUUUGCCACUACAAACAAUAAUAAAAACUUAUGGUGAUGGGGAAUUAUAAAAUAAGUUACCUGAGAGCCCCAAAAUAAGUUAACUUGUGUGAGCUAAUAUGGUUACUAUUGUACAGUAUAACUGAAAUUGUUUUGUUUUAAAAUAAGAUAGCAACAUUAGUUAUAUUACUUAAAUAUGCUGCAUUUUAUUCUGUAACAUAAAUUAUAUUCAAAAAAAAGGAGACACAACUCUUAUUGCAAAACUCCCAUUUAAUCAGUCAAAAAAAAAAACUAUUUUAGUUGUCUCGUUGAAAUAUUAGGACACUAGCAAUUUCAAAGUUUUGCUUAAGAGAAAGAAUAAGCGGUUUUGAUUCUGAAAACAAUGGAUUUCAGAUCCUUCAGUCUCGUUAAAAUUUAUGGCUUGGCUAGUUCCAGGAUUUGAACCGACCCAACAAUUCUUUUACCCUUUAAUUAUAAAAUUUCUCUUUUGUGAGGCAAAUAGGUGGGAUAUAUGUUUGAAAGCACAAGCCAUGUUUCAUUUUCUCAGCAUUUAUGCAGUCUUUAUAAGGGUGUGACAGUGUUGUGAGAACUUUUCACCUUUGUGCAAGGUCCUUUUGAGUUUAUUGCUGCUUCUUUUAUUUUGCUAAAAAUGUUUACAUUCCAAAUUUUACUGAUAUUUCAACUAUUUGAUUUAUUAUAAUGGUUCGGUUUUAUUAUUUAGUCCCCCAAGAGAUAUCAGGAGAUAUUAUUAUUAAUUGUUUGACCUCUACCGAAACCUCACAACUUUUGUUUUCUUUCCUUUAUUGGGUAAAAAAAAAUUUUAAUUUUUGUAAGCUUGAAUUUGGAAUUAGCUGUAAAAUUUCAGUAGUGAGAGUUAAUUUUUCUUUAAGUAGUACUUGUAACAUCGGCAUGAACUUUAUAAAUUUGAUUUCCUGUUUGUAUUAAUUUGUAUAAUGUUGGUUUAGUAUUCUUAUGUGCAUGCUUUGUGACUGUGUGCUGUUAUUUGUCUGUUAUUCCAGAGUACGUGGGGGCCGUACGAUUGCCUCAAAUGGUCUAUGUUAAAUUUAUCAGUCUCAACGUUUCUGGAAGUGGGUGUGCUCAUGUACCAACUGAUGAAAUGCGAGGACUGUUUUGUUAGGUAGUCAUGUAAAUAUGAAAAUGCGGCCUGGUUGCUAUGGUGGUCACAGUACCUCGACACUGAUGCAUUUGUUUUCUUUGAAUCAUUUCUGCCCGUGAACCCACGGCAGUGCCUCAGGGAAAGCGAUCCUCCACAGCAGCCUAGUCGACAUUUCCGUCCAGAGUCACACCAAAUGGCGGCCGGCAAGCGCUCUCUUUUGCUCGAGCCGUAGGUAAUGAAUGUGUAGGUAUUAAAAAAUGUUUUGUAAAGUGCCUGAAUUGAGUAAAAAUAGGAGUUUUUUUUUCUUUUUUCAUGUGAUACCCUAGUCAAUUAUUGUCUCAAACAAUCACGAAAAGGGAUCAAUUCGCAGAUGUUAAAUUAAUUGUGUAAGCUGGGAAAAGAGACAUUCCUUUGACUGGUACAUUGCAGCUGUUCAUCAUGUGUAGCAUGUUUCGACCCAUAUUGUCACUUUCUUUCUGAUCCUUUCAUUUGGCAGUUUGAAUUUAAAAAUAAAAUUCUGUUAUUCAUAGUUCCAUAAGUCUGUGGUGCUUACUGUAUAAAAAAAAAGAAUGGGAACAAUGCCUCAGCAAAUAAAGUUCUGUUGCUCUCCAGUGAAAGAAAAUUUGUAUGUGCAUUAUAUUACUAUUAUUUUAGGCUGAGAAUUAAAGCCAAAGCUAAAACACA